Candoia aspera is the source of this 3549-nucleotide messenger RNA. It is a transcript of the gene ZBBX, whose product is annotated as zinc finger B-box domain containing. The coding region runs from base 46 to 2574 and encodes 842 amino acids. The transcript is spliced from 20 exons. Lineage: Eukaryota; Metazoa; Chordata; Lepidosauria; Squamata; Candoiidae. The record is from RefSeq and is a predicted model, not a curated record.
CUGUAUGAUUUGAACAGGUCUUACACCUUUUCUGAAUUUGCAAUCAUGAACAAUGAUUUUGUGAUACUCCCUGGUUCAAAAACUGGAGUUUCUGUAAAACUGAAGGAAAAAAGUGUACGAGAGCUGCAGUUGGAAAAGGUUCAGCUGGAACUUGAAAAUAAGGAAAUGGAGAAGAAGCUGAAGCAACUACAAUCAAACAUGAGCCAAGAAAAACAAGAAAGAGAGCGAACAAAUGGAUAUCGAUGGAAAUCAGGUCAGGCUGGUCUAGGCAUACAAACGCCAAUGUUACAAAACAAAGAAAAUGUUGUAAAGGUUCCUUCAGGCAAAGUAAAACUGAGGCUACUUAAAGAACAUAUUCAAGCUCCCAUCCCAGCUAAGCAGCCACUUGUACGUAAAACAGCAAAUGAUGCAGCCCCUGAAAAGCCUAAAGUGAAAGGCAAGGCCUGUGGUCAAUGUGAGGUGAAGACUGCAUUGCUAGUAUGUUUAGAAUGUGGAGAAGACUAUUGUCCUAGUUGCUUUGCCAAAAUACACCAGAAGGGGGCACUGAAACUCCACAGAACAACUUCUUUGCAGGCGAAAGCUCGUAUCCCAAUUGGGAAAUUGGAAGCUGCACAGCAGUUCCUGAAAACUAUUAAUCCAAUGGAGACUAAUGACUGGAUAAAUAAUGGACAGAAAAAAGAAGUGACCAAUGCAGUAGAGGAUAUAGUUGCUGUUCCUUCAUCUUUACCAAAAAUGCCAACAGAUAAUACUGAGGAACAUUAUACAGUACCUUCUACAGAGGGUUGGGCUGAGAUUCAGAAUGGUGGAUCUCUCCUGCAUGGUACCUUUGAUGAAGAAGAAUCUGCAACGUCUUUUCAAGAAGCUCUAAAUCAAUGGAGAAGUGGAAAUUGUUCCCAAAAAACUAAAGAAGAACAUUCCUGCCAGGUUGGGUCAGAAAAUUCAGGUACAUGUCAGGUGCAGACAAGCCCUCCAAUUAUGAAAAAGUCUAUUGAAAUUGAAUUCAAAGAAGAUAGCUUGAAAUAUAUGGAAAGAUUAUUAAUUAAGAAGCAUAGAAGAAGUCCAGUUGAUAAAUUGCCAGAUAAUAUAAUGGAUGAACUAAAACUCAAGGAAUCAUUGACAAAUGAAAUUCCUGAUACUUGGAGCAGAGAAGAAGAAGAAGAGGAUGAUGAAGAGGAUGAGGAUGAGGAAGACAUGAUAAUUAGUCAUAAUAUAGCUACAGAAAUGAAAAAGUAUUGGGCAGGCAUUUUGAGACAAGAAGAGCCUGAGACUGUUCUUCUAAACUCUGAGCCCUCUUUGAAAAUCAAAAUCCUUGAAGAUGCUUGUAAUGAGGAGUCAGAAGAAGAGUCCACUAAUUUUAUAGUAAUGGAGGCUGGGUCUGAUGAGCUGAUUUACUAUGGUGGUACCACGUCAAAAACUCAGAAGCCUGAACCAGAAAUGUUUUUGCCAUCCACUGUCAAUAUGCCUACAAGGUCACCUUUUUCUUCUGUAGUUGACAGACAAAAGAGCUUAACUUUUCUUCACAACAAACAUGAAGAAACUCCUAAAGCAAGAACAUCUUCACAGUCUGAAAGAGCUGAUGUUGCUGGUGGUUGUUCCUGUGCAGAAGAGAUGGCUCCCAGCUCCUUAUCUGAAAGAGCAAUAACAAAAGACAAGAGUGGUAAAACCAAAAAGAAAAGCUCUUGCAUGUCAAAUGAGCAGACAUCUAGUCCUCCUAAAUUGGCUGCCAGCAAACCUUUCCCAAUAAUGAAGUUAGUUAAAGAAAGCAAAAUGUCUCAAGUCUUGCAUGAUGCUUCACCAGUUACUCCAAAAGAUUCAUUGUUGUUGCAGGUAGCCCUAAGAGAGAAACCUGCUUGUAACCCUUAUCGAGGCCUUGAAGGAUUCUUUACAAUGGGUACAAAUUGUCUGCAACUUAGGAUGGAUCCCAUUCCUUCAUCAUGCAAGGCCCGAGAGUCUCCCAUGAGCAGCAUUUCAUUUUCAGGAUCUGAGCAAUGGACAAGGCACUUGAGUUUAGGGGACUAUGCUGAUGAAUCUAUAGUAGAAGAAAUAUUGAAGAAAGAGCUUGGCAGACCAUUAAGUAGACUGGGAAGGCAAACCCCAAGUAUUAGACUUUCUCUGCCAACAUUAUCCAUUGAUAAUGCUCCUUCAAGACCUUUUUCUGCAAAUAUUCCCCUUUGCAGAAUUGUUAAACACAGGCCUCGCCCAUCUUCAGUCAUUGAGACGGCAUCCAAACGUUUGAAUGCACAACCUUUAUCUCAAGCUGCUUUUGAAAUUUCAGAAAUUGAAGGCACUGAUGUCACUGAGAAUGAUGAUCCUUUUUUAGAAUAUCACUCCAAUCAACAAGCCUUAACAGAUUUAGAUCAUGAACUGCAGAGUAUUGCAGAUUCCUGGGAAAAUCUCAAUGGUUUAAACUGUGGAGACUUUGACAGACAUUCAAAAAUCACAUACCAGGAUUUCCAUAACAACCAUGAAAUCGAAGACUAUAGUCAAGGCGAUGCUGUAAGCAUCUAUGAUGAACAUUAUACAGAUGAUGAGGAAGACCAGAUGGACAAACAGCAGGUGAUAGAAUUACAGUGAAAAAAGAAUCCAACUUCAUAUGAUCAUCUAUUUCAGCCUUCUAACCAAUCCAAAAUGCUUGUCCCAAGUAUGGUGGAUCAACUGAGCUCAUGAGGAAGUAAAUAAAUAAAUUAAAUGCACAUUGGUACUAAAAGAUAAAUGAAGAACAAUAUGUUUGGGCUUUUCCUCUAUCAAAACUCCUGUGGUUUUUCCAUAUAAGAAUUUAAUUUACAUUUGCCUUAUCUAUACUAAUGAAGCAAGGAGACAGGUUCAUCCAGAGAUUUUGGUUAUAAAACUUCAUGGUUCCUUGAAACUCAGCUUAACGGUGAGUGACAGAACCCUUCAAAAAGAACUGUUAACUGGUGUACAUCUUGACCAAUGAUUGUAGCUCGCCUGGAUAUCCACAAAGGAAAGGACAUUAUAUUUCCAUAUGAGAAUGUUGCAACAGUUAGGGAUUUGCCAUUGUUCUGUCUAUUCUGAUGGCACUAGUAGAAUCUGGAACAGAAUCAUUUUGCCAGCUUUGCUGUACUGUGAAAGUGCAACAAAACUAGUGUCUUCUUCCAAAGCCUCUGCAGAGGUUCUGGGCAGUCCAUCCCCCAUUAAUGGAAACUCUUACCUCAUCCUGCUUUCUGAAUUCUUUUCCUCAUCAUAUUGUAUUCUCUACAUUGGAAGCUUGGUCGCAUUAAAGAUUGGUUUCACUUUUUUUUAAACAGGUAUUGGUAUGGAAAUGAGCAGGUAUAGGAAUCAGUGUGGUCUAACCAAUAUGGUGAUUUGUCUUACAUGAGAAAUUCCUAGCUUAAAUCCUUGUAUAGUUGUUGAAGUAUAAUCAUAGUAACUACAGCAACAAUUUUCAUCAUCUUAAAUCCAUAACUGAAUAGAUUUUAAAAUGUUGCAAAAUGUUGAAAAAUCUGUGUGAUUGGACACAUUUGAAAGAUGGAGAAUAUGCGAAUACACUGGGCUCAGGCAAUUUCUGUUCUAUGUUCAAGUUUCCAAAAA